Molecule: messenger RNA, 2771 nt
Organism: Chelmon rostratus (copperband butterflyfish)
Lineage: Eukaryota; Metazoa; Chordata; Actinopteri; Chaetodontiformes; Chaetodontidae
Product: high choriolytic enzyme 1-like
Exons: 8
Coding region: 1733-2560 (275 amino acids)
Biological process (GO): proteolysis
Molecular function (GO): zinc ion binding; metalloendopeptidase activity
Source: RefSeq, a predicted model, not a curated record
UUCAGCCUUCAUUUUGACAAUGAUUUGUGAGCUUGGAGUGAUUUUAUUGAUGAUCACAGUAUUUGGAUGGACUCACACAUCUCUGCUGUGUCCACAACAAAAACAAGUGCUGAACUUUACUGUGUCGUCUUUGACAUCUGGAGAUGUGUGUGAUUUUGUCAAGAGGACAAAACCUCAUCAUCUGUUUUGCUCCCGCAAACAGACAGGCAAGCAAAUAAGUGCAGCCUGUUCCUGGUUUUUGCCUGCUCCCUUCGUGGAUUUGUUUGCCUCCGCUGACGGACGGCCUGUUGCCGACCUCUGCUGCUCCCCCAGGACAGCAGGAAAGCUUAUUUUACUUGACGUGCUUUGUCCCUGAGAUGGCUGUUGACUCCAAAUGUCUUCUACCAGAGCCUCACCCACAGGCUGGUCCGCUGUUCCUUACCAACUCAGCCGAGUGUCUGUAGAAAUACGCCUGAAGUGAUUCACAGGACCAUAAAAAACAGGAGAUACAUACUGUUCAAAUCUGUCAGACAAUGUGGAAUAAGAUGAUUUUUAGAGCCUAAAGUGUGGAUAUUAAAGGGGUAAACUGGAAGUGUGUGUAUGUACAUAUAUAUAUUUACAGAUGUAGGUGUGUGUGUGUGUGUGUCAAACAGGAGACCGCUUACAAGUGGAAAACACUGUCACUCUGACAGUUAAAUAAUGGCGUCCUGUAGAGUGAGCGGUGCUGCCUGGGCUGUUUAGACUUUAGAAACGCUUGCCAGCCCACCAGACAGCCUCAUAUUACCCAGACCUGAGUGCAAUUUUCCUCUGACAUGAUGACUGACCAAAUGAGAAUAAAUGGUAGCUGGUUGUUUUAUAGAAGGAUAGAGUUUCCAUGUGAUGUUCGCCAGGGAGCCCAAACCAGUCUGCCUUUCAGAAAUGGAAAGAGCGUGUGGCAUGGCACGGCUUUACUGAUGUGGAGCUCCCCAGAUGUUGGUUGGUUGAUCUCCAUCUCAAAAGAAAAGUCUCGAUGCCAGUGCAUUCAUUUUCACUUUUACUGAAAUAAGGAAUAAAUCCUUUUUGUUCGCAAGGUUAAAACUGAAGAAGGAGGUCCAGUUUUUCUGAUAUGAAAUUGUCUUCUCUGCUCAGUGAGACUAAUUCACUUGUUGAAUAAUUUGUACUAUGUAAUACAGUUUAAUAUUGGAGCUAUUUGGAACCUUGAUAAACAUGUUCUCCUUUCUACACAACUUUUGCUUAGUUCCCAUCAGACAAGAGAGACAAAAGUUAUAAAAUAUAUAUAAAAAGUUAUAUUUUCUGGUAAGAGACAUUUGAAACCUUUGGGUGGAGACAAGUGGGUGUGGACGAGCAGCAUUAUGUUCUGUUUGUAUUGUGCUUUGUGUGCUCACAGUGGAUUAGGUGUUCCCUCAGCAAAGAAAAGCAGCUUGCGUAUGAUCUAAUGCAUUAUCAGUGCUUUCUGAUAAAGAAAUCCAUUAUAUACACGUAUGUAUGUGCACGUACAUGUACGGACCAAUGUGACAUAUGGAGCUUUUUAUCUUAAAUUUGCAAAGCCUCGUCUGACUGCCAGGACGUUUCCUGUCAGAGUUUAUCCUUUGGUUAAAACGUGUGUUUCUGGGUCAGUGUAUUGUCUUUACAGUUAAUCUGUUUGCAGUUCCUCCUUUUUUCUGCCGUAUAAAAGCAAGACUGCAACCUUUGUGGUCACUUCUGGCCGGCAAAGACCUUCUCCAGCCUCCAUCCAAUUUUCAGUUUGAGGAAGAUGAACCUGAGUCUCUUCUCUGCUGUCCUGGCCCUGCUGCUGGGCCUUUCAGCUCAAGUCAACUCCCUGGUGCGACCACAUGAGGAAGGUGUGAAGACCAGGGAGCACUACCGUUUGGACAUAACCUCAAGAAUUCUGGAGGCAAACAAAGGAAUCAGUCAUGUUCUGGUGCAAGGUGACGUCGCUCUUUCAAAGAAGAGGAAUGCCAUGAAAUGCUGGAGCGACUACUGCAAAUGGAGGAAAUCCUACAAUGGACUGGUUGAAGUACCUUACCGCCUCAGUGAUUAUUUCUAUGACGACGAAAAGGCUUCGAUUGAGAGAGCUAUGGAAACUUUCCACGAGAAAACCUGUGUUCGCUUCGUUCCAUAUCGUGGCCAGCCCGACUACCUCAGCAUUGAGAGCGAACUGGGGUGCUGGUCUACUAUUGGCAGAGAUGGAGGGCAGCAGCUGCUUUCUCUGUCUGUGUACGGCUGUCUCGAUCAUGGGAUCAUUCAGCACGAGCUCCUCCAUGCGCUUGGCUUCCACCAUGAGCAUACUAGGAGCGACAGGGACCGGUAUGUCAGGAUCAACUGGGGAAACAUCCCAGCAGCACAUGCCGUCAACUUCAACAAAAUGGACACCGACAACUUGAACACACCAUAUGACUAUUCCUCUGUUAUGCAUUAUGGAAGGACUGCCUUCACAUCAGAGUAUGGAGCAGACACCAUCACUCCUAUUCCAGAUUCCUCUGUGCCGAUUGGACAGAGGGAUGACAUGUCUGAUAUUGACAUCCUCAGGAUCAACAGGUUAUACGAAUGCAGUGAGUAUAGAAAUGAAAUGAGUUCUUAAGGCUUUUCUGCUUAAUUGAAUGGAAGACAUUUCUGGAGAAAGAGCUGGAGAGAGGGGUUAGGUUGAAGGUCUGAAUUCAGAGAACAGAUUUAUGCUCUAAAGUCACAGCUGGUACUUUGUGGUGACUGAUCUCUUUUUUUUAUUACAGACGUCUGAAAGAAAAUGAAGACUACUCGGCUCUUCACAUUAUUGACUUGUUUGUACAAAAAUC